AUGACAAAGUAGACAGUGACGUAUUUCCUGUAGCCCAAAUAUGUUGGUGAUCUCGGAGAAGAAAAGCAUCAAACUUUAACUGACGUCGUUACCGUGUGGGAGUAAAGCCCUGCCGGGAACACCGUGAUAUUAAAGCACCGAUAGAUUCGUUAAACUGUUCUCGUAAGAGUAGGGAACAUUAGUUUAGCUGGUCGAGGUGCCUUAGAAGAUACCGUUAUGGCAAAAGUACAAGUGUUAAAUGUUGCUGUGCUGGACAACCCGAGCUCAUUUGGAAAUCCAUUUCAGUUUGAAAUAACGUUUGAAUGCAUGGAGGAUUUACCUGAAGAUCUGGAGUGGAAGAUCAUCUAUGUGGGUUCUGCUGAGAGCGAGGAAUACGACCAGGUUCUGGACUCUGUCCUUGUUGGUCCGGUACCAGCUGGCAGACACAUGUUUGUGUUCCAGGCUGAUGCACCAAACACCGGCUUGAUUCCAGAGAGUGAUGCUGUAGGAGUUACUGUCGUCCUUAUAACCUGCACCUACCGUGGACAGGAGUUCAUCCGCAUUGGUUACUAUGUCAACAAUGAAUACACGGACCCUGAACUACGGGAAAACCCACCCCUCAAACCAGACUACACUCAGCUCCUGAGGAAUAUUCUGGCCUCCAACCCCCGUGUCACUCGCUUCCAUAUCAACUGGGAGGGCUCGGCAGACAAAAUGGAGGACUGCGAGAAUGUCGACCCGUCCCCCAACAUCAGCGGAAUGCUUCCGCCAACCUGUUUGCCAGGAAAGAUGCCCCCUCUCGGCCUGAUGCCGGACAACUCCAUGGACUGCAUGUAAAAAUCCUCCGACUGAGAUGACGCACAAAGGGUUGUUCUCACGGUACGCACAUCCACAAUGCAAAGCCACGGAUGUAUCAAGAACGUUAUUUUUAUACAGCACACGCAAACGGGAUGAAUGUGGCUUUGUUGUAAACCAUUUUGCCUCCUGUGCGCUCUUUUCAACACACCCAGGCCAGCACAACCAGCUUUGCCUUAUUUUACUAUACAUGGUUUUAGACGAGUCCUGGCUGAGCCGUCCUCUUCAGCACUGAUGGGCAGUGCUCUGUGUGUAGCACUAGCUGUCUCUAAUAAAGCAUUUCAUCGUUGUGAGUGUUUGUCACAUAUUAAUGUGUAGCAUUUGGGAGUAGAAGCAACUGUGGACAUACAUCUUGGGUUUGAAACGUGCGUUGUGUUCAGGGGCCCUUUUGCAUGAACUAGCUUUGUUUACUGUUGGCUAGGGAGCGUAUGCUGAGUUCAGCCAUGUGUUUGUGAGGUAUAACUUUAGUUAUCCAGUAGGCUCUUAAGACCUGCCUCUUUAGACAGGCCACAGUUCAGUUAUUGUUACAAAUGGCACCUCAGAUUAAGGUCUAAUGGUGCAUAAAACAUGGCGGGAAAGGAGUUGAAAUAAAAAGGGAUUCUGGGUUGUAGUUAAGAAGGUUGAGGCUCCCUGUAAAUAACGUUUUCUCAGCGCUUAUAUUGUCUUCAAGAUGAGAAGGCCCAUUUUCUUUUUGUACUUGCUACACUCAGUAUUUGUAAAAAUGGGGGUUGUGACGGGCUUAAUAAACUUGUUUUGAGAAUGUA
Pungitius pungitius (ninespine stickleback) is the source of this 1598-nucleotide messenger RNA. It is a transcript of the gene asf1bb, whose product is annotated as anti-silencing function 1Bb histone chaperone. Gene Ontology annotation, molecular function: histone binding. Bases 217 to 816 code for a protein of 199 amino acids. The transcript is spliced from 4 exons. Lineage: Eukaryota; Metazoa; Chordata; Actinopteri; Perciformes; Gasterosteidae. The record is from RefSeq and is a predicted model, not a curated record. Gene Ontology annotation, cellular component: nucleus; chromatin. Gene Ontology annotation, biological process: DNA replication-dependent chromatin assembly.